Molecule: messenger RNA, 3097 nt
Organism: Xylona heveae TC161
Lineage: Eukaryota; Fungi; Ascomycota; Xylonomycetes; Xylonales; Xylonaceae
Product: centromere/kinetochore protein Zw10
Exons: 4
Coding region: 290-2863 (857 amino acids)
Biological process (GO): mitotic spindle assembly checkpoint signaling; endoplasmic reticulum to Golgi vesicle-mediated transport
Cellular component (GO): RZZ complex
Source: RefSeq, a predicted model, not a curated record
AUGCAUCCCUAUCAUGUCUAUCAUAGCAGCACUAUGCGAUGAAUUCGAAUCAAAAUAGUAUCUUUAGACGUAUAUAUCGACAGGUUGAGGAUAAGUGCGAAAUCCGAAUUAUAAAAGUCUUGAUACUUCUGCAGUGAUCCGAUUGCUCGGACGACGUGAGGUCAUGGUUUACUUGUCACUACAAAGGGUCCUCUCCAGCCAAUCAUCUUCAACCUAGCGUCCCUGACAGCAGUUGGCCUUGACGCGACUGAUCAGUUGUCAAUCUUGUCGCUGGACGACUUUGUCGGCGAUGCGGUCGCAGACAGUUUCAGACGUUCAAUUGGGACAGGCCGUCCUUGAAUCUGUCAGGGAUGGCUCCUAUCCUGACUCCGAGGCUGUCAUCUCCGCCGAGCUGCCAACCAGUGCUUUACCUGUUAUUAUAGAUCUCCUCGAGACAGCACGCCAAGAUGUCAAGCGUGAUAUCCAAGUGCUCAGCAGGGAGAUUGCUCCGGACGUUGACGGCUGGAUUUCCCAAGCACGCCAACUUCGCAACGACAUCGACAGAUCCGAAGCCGAAGCUCGUGAAAUAGUCAAAGAGUCCGAAAACGGUCGACCUCUCCAGGGACGUCACAAGGAUGCGUCUUCCAAGGUGGACUUCCUCAAGGAUGAAGUCUAUUUCAGCGAAACUCUCGUCGCAACCUUACAAUCUCUCCAACGAAUACAGUCUACUCUCGACUCGGUGCAAGAGGCGACGUUUCGCGAAGAUUAUCCACAAUCAAUUGAGCUUUUGGAAGAUGGAGAGCGCCAGCUUUCCCAAUCAUGGGCGUCCGAGAACACGUUUGCCGUCGAAUUGCUCAGCAAUCGAGCUGUGAACCUACGGAAAUCCUUGGUGCAACAAGUAGAUCAAUGCUGGGAGGAGUUGAUUAACGUGGAUAAAAUUCGCCAGAGUCUUUGCAUCGUCAAGGAAAUAAAUCGAGGCUCAGCAUCGAUAAAUAUUGAAACGCUUACAGCUGCAUUGGACAAGCUUGGGCUGCUUCAAUCACGCAUAGAUUCAUGCCACAAAUCACUUGACCAAUCCAUCAUCUCCCCUCUUCUGGCCAAAGAUGGAAAGGAAGGGCAUGCAACUCUGACAAUUCGCGAUAAUAGUGUUCAGGUUGAAAAAGGAGGAGGUGAUAGGGGUGUGAGUGACAAACUCGAAGAUCUCAAGUCGGUAUUCGGAUUCUUGAAUACUCAUCUGCCAUCAUCGGUGUCCUUGGCAUUAUCCGAGACUCUCAUGCCAAGUCUCAGCUCCCGCCUCAUCGAUACGUGGUUAAUAUCAUCCGUGCCAUCGUCCUUGCGCGGACUCGAGGAAUACGAAGAGGUUCUGAAACAGGUUCAGCUCUUUGUUGAUUUUAUUCGUUUCCUAGGGUGGAAGGGAGAAGAGCCGUUGGCUGAAUGGGCAAGCCGAGCUCCUCGCGUCUGGAUAACGAAACGGCGGGAAGGUGCAUUAUUAACUGUGAGAGAGCUCCUACUAAAGGGAGCUUGGGACACGAAAACGGUGGAAAGGGUCGAGACACAAGUUUUUGCUCCAGAAUUUGCGAACGCACAAGGACAAAAUGGCGGACAGGAUGACUGGAAUGCAGGCUGGUCCGAUGAUGACAACGAGCCAAAUGCAGAUCAUCCCUCAACAGCCGCAAAUGGGGACGAAGAGGAAGACGUUAGCGCUUGGGGCUUGGAUGAGCCAACAGAUGAGAGCAGACAAGAGAAAGGAGCACGAAAACCUGCGCAAGAGCAAGGUGAUGAUGAUAUUGAGGACGCAUGGGGAUGGGGCGAGGAUGAUGAUGGCAGUGAGCAAUCAGAGCUUCCUAAACUAGACGAGUUGCCACACUCAGCGCAGGUCCACCAAGACAAAGAAAAAAGGCCAGAAAAAGAGAUUACCCUGAAGGAAGCAUAUACAAUCACGACCGUACCAGAGGCUAUCCUGGAAAAAAUUCAAAGCUCUGUCUUCGACGGUAACACACUUAUGCAACCAAGUCAUUCUCAAUCGCCAGUAGCACCUGCAGCGGCAGGUCUCUUCACACUUCCAACACUUAUCCUAGCCAUGUAUCGUGCUUGUGCUCCAUCAUUCUAUUCUUCCAGUCCUAGUGGACUCAUGUUUGCAUACAACGACAGCAUGUGGGUCACAGAACAAUUGCGCAAACUCGUCCAAGAACAGUCUGAAAAAUUUGAAGCAUCGCCAACCACAACAAGGAAAUUGACGCUUGACGGCGAAAUUUCCCUUCUCGAGAGUUAUGCCAAGCGAGCAUACAGCGGAGAGAUGGAAUCUCAGCGUCGGAUACUAGGCGAUAUGCUCGAUGGCGCUCAGGGGUUCGCCAAUUGUACGGUGCAGCCGUUUGCAGGGCAGUGUCACACAGCAGUACAAUCCACAGUCGACUUAAUCAGAGGAAUUGAGCGGCAAUGGAAAGGUAUCCUGUCACGCUCCGCAUUGCUGCAGUCAAUCGGGUCGCUCCUCUCAACUGUCAUUAGCAAAUUCAUUGUCGACAUUGAAGACAUGAGUGAUAUAUCAGAACCAGAAUCACAGCGUUUGGUCUCCUUUUGCAACGAGAUUUCAAAGCUCGAGGACCUUUUCUUGCCGGAGCAACCAAAAAGUGGAGCAACUGACGUGGGUGAGCAAGAAGCUGUACCACUGACGGCAGUCUACACGCCUAAUUGGCUCAAAUUUCAAUACCUCAUCAAUAUUCUGGAAAGCUCGCUGGUAGAUAUCAAGUAUCUUUGGACCGAGGGAGAAUUGAGGCUCGAGUUUGGGCCAGAGGAGGUUAUUGAUUUGAUUGAAGCACUUUUCGCAGAUUCGGAUCACCGAAGGCGAGCUAUAGGGGACGUAAGGCGGAGCUCUCACGGUCGAUAGUAUACCAAUAUUCAUUGUUUUCUGUUUAUCAUCGCUUGGGAGUAUGGAUUAAUUAUGUGGGUUGAAUGGAUCAGGAGUUAUAUGCAAACAUCAAGUAAGCUUAGAAAGAAUAGUAAUAAUAUCUCAAUGGGCUCGAAGGAGAAACGAGGUCUGUCACGGUUUCAUACAUCGUCAACUGCACCAGCAUUGUGCCUUGAUCAGUCCAGGAUUUUAUUGUUCUACUCUUCGAUUCAG